Messenger RNA from Alternaria postmessia, 1140 nucleotides. RefSeq lists its product as uncharacterized. NCBI's taxonomy places the organism in Eukaryota, Fungi, Ascomycota, Dothideomycetes, Pleosporales, Pleosporaceae. The coding region runs from base 1 to 1140 and encodes 379 amino acids. The transcript has a single exon. The record is from RefSeq and is a predicted model, not a curated record.
AUGGAUGUGGGUCGGCGCCACAAGGAGUAUGAUGCCAUCACAAUCAGUCAACACCAACUGCUGGAGGAUCAUGGAGAUGCAAAAGAUGUGAGCAAGCUACCUCGAGGAGAAGUCAUCAAGACCAUGGCUGGCUGCGCUACCAAGGCUGUCAAAAAGCUAUUCGAUGAAGGAAAGAUACACGCCGCGAUCAACGCGGGAGGUUCAGGUGGUACGUCGCUCGCAGCGGAAGUGAUGAGAACUGCGCUCCCUAUCGGCUUUCCAAAGCUGAUCGUGUCAACUGUGGCAAGCGGCGAUACUGGGCCAAUCGUAGGGGAAACCGACAUCACCCUGAUGUACAGCGUUGUAGAUGUGGCUGGCCUUAAUCAAGUGCUCCGCAAUGUGCUUAGCAAUGCCGGAGCAGCCAUAGCUGGAAUGGCUCGCGCAUACGCACCUCGCCAACAAGACGCAGCUCAGCUGCUAAAGAAACGUGUUGGUAUUACUAUGUUCGGUGUCACCACGCCAGCUGUCGACUUCAUCCGAAAACAUCUCGAAGACAACUACGACAUUGAGACGUACGUCUUUCAUGCUACCGGUCACGGCGGGAAAGCAAUGGAACGACUCAUCCAAGAAGGUGGGCUGGAUGCAGUUCUCGAUCUUACCACUACCGAGAUAUGCGAUCAUAUUACCGGCGGUGUCAUGAGUGCUGGUGAGCAUCGUCUCGAAGCCGCCGCAAAAGCCGGAAUACCAAAUAUCGUCUCCGUAGGCGCGACCGACAUGACAAACUUUGGUCCGAGAAGCACAGUGCCGGAACGAUACAAAGAUCGCAAGCUGUAUGAGCACAAUCCUGUCGUGACCUUGAUGAGGACAUCAGUAGACGAAGCAACUCAAGUUGGCAAAUUUAUUGCAACGAAAUUGAAGCAUUGUGCAAAGAAGCCCGGAGCAAUUCAAGUCUGGUUACCGAAGGGUGGUAUCAGCAUGAUCGCUGUCCCUGAUGGGCCUUUUGAAGACCAACAGGCGGAUGCUGCGCUCUUCAGUGCGAUACGAGAGGAACUCCAGGGUGGUAAUAUUGAAGUUACCGAAGACGAGCGCGCGAUUAAUGAUGAGGGAUUUGCGCACGAUAUCGCGGAGGCGCUAGUCGCGAAGAUGGGAAUUGGUCGGUAA